GUCUGUCCCGUAAAUGGAAGUUCCGAGCGAUGAUCGCGGCGGCCGCAGCCGUAUUAUCCCUGCUGGGGCUGGCUGGCGUUCAUCGACAAGCAGUUGGUUAUAGCGCCCUGCACAGCAAGCCUUCGUCUGCAGUCGCCGGAGGUAGUGGAAGAAAUGCCAUCACUGAAAAAAUUCAUACGACGUGCGUUGCGAAAUUCAGUGAAGACGGCACGGUGAAACUGCCUGAGUUGUACAUAGACGUGGUGCCAGACGUCGCGGCGUCCAACGUCUACUUGAUGGAGACGUCGUCUGCAGCAGCCCUGCCCCCCAGGGGGCUAUGUGGGGUAGAGAGUUUCUGCAAACUGAAUCCCCACGCACCUGUUUGGUUCUUGGUGGCGUCUCAGUCCUUUGAACCCUCGACGUUGGCAGCCUUGAAGGCACUUCAGGCCGCCUACCAGAACUUGUGCGUGGCUCACUUAAACUUCAGCAGGCAUUUCGAGGACACUCCGUUACUAGAACUUUACCUCUCCAAAAAGUUCAAUGAAACAGGCGAGUAG
Messenger RNA from Hyalella azteca, 536 nucleotides. RefSeq lists its product as uncharacterized. Gene Ontology annotation, molecular function: hexosyltransferase activity. Lineage: Eukaryota; Metazoa; Arthropoda; Malacostraca; Amphipoda; Hyalellidae. The transcript is spliced from 4 exons. The coding region runs from base 30 to 536 and encodes 168 amino acids. Gene Ontology annotation, biological process: glycosphingolipid biosynthetic process. The record is from RefSeq and is a predicted model, not a curated record.